Periophthalmus magnuspinnatus is the source of this 5071-nucleotide messenger RNA. RefSeq names its product KH and NYN domain containing (gene khnyn). Gene Ontology annotation, cellular component: cytoplasmic ribonucleoprotein granule; nucleus. The record is from RefSeq and is a predicted model, not a curated record. Gene Ontology annotation, molecular function: mRNA binding; RNA endonuclease activity. The transcript is spliced from 9 exons. The coding region runs from base 312 to 2999 and encodes 895 amino acids. NCBI's taxonomy places the organism in Eukaryota, Metazoa, Chordata, Actinopteri, Gobiiformes, Gobiidae.
UCAGCUGCUCAAACACUUUCGCUUUAGUUUCGCUUUGGCCUGGGUACAUUUUUUUUGCUCUCCUGAUUAAACUAUUUGUCCAUCCUCGGCUUCCUUCUCUCGACUGUGCGCAGAGACACCACGAUCGGGCUUUGCGUUGUUUAAAAAGACGCGUUUUUAUUUCACAUCGCGCGUACUUUGGCCCCUCUCGCGUCGUAUUGUUGUUUUGGAUUGCGGAAGACGCCCAUGGAGGUCUGAUCAGCAGCAGCAGACACGACUUGGAACCGAAACUUAACCUAAAAAAUGUUCUCGUGGUGACCCUGUGUUCGGAGAUGGACAGCAUUCGUUCAGAGGAAGAGGAGGAGCGUGUGGUGGAGGAUGAGUUCACGUGUCCCGGGAUGCUCCGCGGAUCCCUGUCCUCUCUCCACUCCUCCGUGCAGCGCAUUUUCAGGGUCAGAUUCUCCAUCGGCACCGACCAGCCGCCCCAAGACGCACACGGACAGAUAUGGCUCCAACUGCGAGGGCUCGACGGCGACGUGCAGGCGGCUAAGCUGUUUGUGAAAGGCGUAGUGAACCAGGAGGAACAGCAGGAGGUGCCGUACCCGCUGACUCUGCACUGUGUUUUCUGCGGCGCCCGCGGCCUCUUCAUGGACUGUCUCAUACGGAACACGUCUGCGCUCAUCGUGAUUGGUUCUCCGGGCCGUCUUCUCAUCUCCGGUCUGUUGGAGCCGGUGGUGCGGGCCUACUCCCUAAUCACGGACCUGGUGGAGCGCUGCGACUCCACCCAGCCCAAGCGCUUCGAGCCCGGGGAACGCGGCCUAGGCGAGUCCCUGGAGUCAAGACGGGCCUUCAAAAACCUGGUGGAACAAUGGGACGACCGACAUACGCUGGAUCUGUUAGUUUUACCCGGGUCUAUUAAGGAAAGUUUGUUAGAAUUAUUGAAAGAGUCAAAACUUGCCGAUAACCCACGACCUCUGGAAAUAGAUGGAGCAAAGCAAGACAUCGCAUGGGAUAAGUCUGUUGUUUCUUUCGGGGAGAGUAGCGGUAGUAGUAGUUUCGCCAAGGACACCUCUGCAAAUUUCCUCGAUAGCUUUGGAGAACCAGAAAGACUCCGAGGAAGCCCGGAAGGUACAGAAGGUAAUUCGAAAUCUCCGCAAGAAGUUGGCGACGAAGAGAUACACGCGAACAAUGAUGAAGGUGAAAAGCAGUGGGCGCAGUUAUCGGGAAGCAAAGAAUUCUGGCUUUUGCUGAAGUUUUUCACCGCUAUGGGUUAUACGGAAGAUGUAGUGCAGCGUGUGCUAGCUAAAACGGGACUGCAGGAAGCUUCGCAGAUAUUAGACUUGGUUCAGCAGGAGCAAGAUCGAACUGACAGAGCGGUGAGAGGCAGCGAGGCGCAAGGUGUGGAUCUCACACAAGGUGGCGCUACAGCGAGGGAGUUGCGGAAUAGGCCUUGUGAGACAGAACAUAGAGAGGAUGGAGCGAAAACAGAAAAAGUUUUUAGUAAGAAAAAAGGCGAUGUUAGUGAUGGCGAAUUAAACGGCGCGAAUGGUGGAACUGGAGAGUUGCGAGACGAUGAUUUUGUGCUAGGUGUCCUAAAGAAAGCGGCGGCUAGCUGCGGCUACAACGAAAAGCAAGUUACCGAAGUUUAUAGUAAGCUGCCCGACCAGUCUAUGCAUCAGUUAUUUUUAGAGCUGCAACGGAACGAUUCAAAACAAAAUGGAUAUUUGAAGGAAGGUCCAAGAGAGAUGGACGAUGUUGUACUUGACGCUCCAAAAGGCGCCAAAGAAAAAAAUUACAAGCAAAAUGUUGGUGCGGAAAAUAGGGACGAGAAAAGUGGGGCGUUGCCAAAACAAAACAACAGUGAAGAGGAUGUAAUUUGGGGUGAUCACACGCAACAGGCACAACAACACAAGCAACCGAAACAGCAAAACAGUUUCAGCGAUAAUAUCCGUGGGCCACCUUUGUCAAGUUAUAGCUCAAAUAACAGCCAUCAUUUUGCAAACCACCAAGCUUCGAAUCAAGCGAAUUACAGUACAACAAGAUCGCAAAAUCCUCACGCUAAUGGGAACGACUGGAGCAGAGACAGAAGAGGACAGCAGGGGGCAGUAGUGGUGACCGGAGAGCAGAGGUUUCUAGAAGGACUUAACUCACAUUUUGAGCUGAGGUUGACGGACAGUCCGGGGAAAGAGGGACUGCGGAACAUUAUCAUCGACGGGAGCAACGUGGCCAUGAGUCACGGUCUGGGUCACUUCUUCUCGUGUCGGGGCAUUGCUUUGGCUGUGCAGCACUUUUGGGACAGAGGACACAGACAGAUCAGCGUGUUACUGCCCCAGUGGAGAACCAAGAACGACUACAGGAUCAAAGAGCAGCACUAUCUGACACAGCUGAAGGAGUUGGGCAUCGUCUCUCUAACUCCGUCGAGAGAAGUUCAAGGCAAAAGAAUCAGUUCCUAUGACGACAGAUUCAUGCUACAGCUGGCUCAGAAAACAGAAGGAGUGAUUGUGACAAACGACAAUCUGAGAGACCUGUCUGAUGAGUCUGCAGUGUGGAGGGACAUCAUCAAGAAAAGGCUGCUGCAGUACACGUUUGUGGGGGACCUCUUCAUGGUUCCUGAUGAUCCACUGGGACGAGGAGGACCACACCUGGAUGAGUUCUUAUCCACAGCCAUCAGAUCUCUAGACCUGAGCAGUCACACAUACAACACCUUCUCCAAAGCCCCUCACCCCAACAACGAACCCAUGCACUACCACGACCGCUCACCAGGGGACGUGUGGGAGCCUCAGAGGGGACGGGGACGAGGACAAGAUGGACUGAGACAGACCUGGACCAGACCAGAAACAGAACCAGGACUCAGACCAGGACCCAGAGCCGAGCGGAGCCCACAUGAGACCACUCUUUUGAGGCAGCAGCUGUGCCAGGUGUUCCCCGGGCAGGACAGUAUGGUCACCCUGGUCCUCCAAAGCCACCCCAAAGAAACGGAUAUUAACGCGCUGUCUGCUUUGCUUUUAGAGGAAAAUUAAAGAUUGUUUUAAUGUAAUUUUAACCAGAAAAAAUACAUAGUGCAUCUUUAUUUAGUCAUCAAAUUAAGACUAUUUUACCAGUUUGUUUUAAAAUGCCUUCCUUUUGUUUGCUCAUGUUCACCACCAAACGCACUGAUAACAUAACAGCUUUUUCUAUUUAUUUAUUUUAAAGUUUUUAUUUUAAGCUUGUGUAUCUUAGUAUAGACUAUAGUUCAAUUAAUUUUCAGAAUCUUAAUUCAUACAAUUCAGAUUUUUACUUUUUUAUAAUGAAUUAUCCUUAAAACUAUAGCUCCUACUUUCACCUUAAUGUGCUGCCUUUACUUUUUUGAAUGUAUUUUGUCCCUAUACAUUUUACAUUGUUGGUAAAAUCUCCUGAAUCAUGACCAAAUUUUUAAAUAUUUUUGUAAACAAAUUUUGCUUAAAUUUUCUUUGCAUUUUUGAGUUUGUUUGAAUCAUUGUUGGAUAUUUUCUUUGCAUUUUUAUAAUUGGUGUUAUUUGACAGCACAGUUAAGUCUUAAUCAUCAUUUGUCUUAAGUUGAAUUUAUGUUUUAAAAUCUUAAAUUUCUCUUUUUCUCUUUAUUCACCUCUGGAAGUUGCCGUGGGCGCCGCCAUCGUCAUUGUGGUUGUAUUAUUUUGCACGGGGCUGUUGAUCUUGAUGACAGACACGUUCUUUAGGGGCUACUGUUUUCAAGCUUCCCAGAGAGUCGGGAUUUAAAAUUUCCAUUGAAAUGAAUGUGAUUCCCACCUACUGGAAAUGCCACCACAAGGUCAAGAAUAAUAAUAAUAAUAAUAAUUGUCAUGCUGCAGUUGUGUUCACCCUAAAUAUUUUGUAUAGAAAUGACUCCUUAUUGAUUUUUCAAUAGUUAUUAUAAAACCUAAAUGAGUUGUCUCCAUGCAGAAGUUGUUUUUUUUUGCUUAGAAUGCUCCACAGUAUAGCAUUAAAACGUAUCCAUCUUACAUUUAUACAGGUGUUUUUUUGAUUGAAAAUACCAGCAGCCUGACCAGAAAAGUUACAUAAUGAGCCUUUAAUUGUAUUUUUUUGUUGUGAAUCCAAGCAAAAAUGUGCUUAAACUGACGUAUUGUUCUCGAUCUUUAUAAUGGCAUAAUGUUUUUAAUGACAGUUUACUUGUGAAGAAAUGCUUUUUCACUGUAUAACUCUUUGUAAAUAAGAGUUUUCAGUGGUCAUAUCAAUGUCGCCAUCCUUUGGUGGCCUCUUUUAGCUUAAAUGGUUAAAUUAUUUCUUAUAUUUUUGGAUAUAUGUUCUGUUUCUAUGCAAAUACAAUUUUUUGUAAAAUUGAAAUGACUUGGCUGCUUUUUGCAACUUAAAAAUCAAACUCUAAUAAGAACCGAGAUCUCUUAAUGUCGUCCUGCAGUCAGGAAUCUUGGGCUGAUUGUGGAUUUUUAUGUUCAGUCUGGACAAGCACAUUAGCUCUGUCAUAAAAGUCCUGUUUCUUUCAGUUGAGGCUUCUUGCUAAAGUAAAGCCCAACCUUCCACAGACAGAUUAUGGGUUUUCCACAGGUGGAGAAAUUCAAGCAUUUGUAACGUUGCUUCUGGAUUAUUGUAAUUGUUUGUCUUUGGGGCUGGACCAGGGCUUCGUGCAAAACUUACAGAAUGUCCAGAAUGAUGCAGCUUGUGUGAAACAAAAACUAAGAGAUGAGACACAUCAGGCUUGUGCUGUGCAUCACCAGUUUCUGUUUCAUAUCAGGUGCAAUUCAAAAUGUUACUGAUGUGUUCAAUUUGAGGGAGUUACUGCAGCUCUAUACUCCACCCAGAGCCCUGAGAUCAGCUGACCAGCCCCUGCUGCUGUGCCCAGAGCCAGACUCAAGACCUUUGAGGUGACAGAGCUUUUUUUGUGGCAGUGCCCAGACUAUGGAACAACCUCCCUUUGCCUCUUAGUCUUAAGACUGAAAACCAACCUCUUCUCAGCGGCACUAGUUAGACUUAGUGCUUUAUUGUACCUUUUCUAUGCAUUGUGUUAUCUGUGUAUUUUUUUUUUUACUUUUAUGUUAAGCACUUUGGUCAACUGAAGCAGUUUUAAAUGUGCGAUUAUAAAUAAACAAAUUGAAUUUUC